CUUAUUGCGACAGUUUCAAUUCCCAAUAAAGUAUAUGCAACGUUAAAUAUGAUAACUGAACGAACAUUGUUACUGGCUCAAUCGCCAAAUCCUCGAAAUUUUACAAAAGGAUUAUCAGUGGUUUUGGCUGCUGUUUGCAUCGUCGAUGUGUUUGGCGUGUUUCCAAUAAUUUCAUUACCGAAGAGCAUUAUUGAUUGCGGAUAUUAUGGUAUUGCUGUGGUCAUCUCAAUUUGCAGUAUGCAAAUUUACACCGCAAUUUUACUGGGAAAAUGCUGGUUAAUUGCGGAACGAAUAGAUCCGGAGAUUCAUAGUAAAAAUCGCUACCCGUAUUCCGCUUUAGCCGAUUUGGCUUUUGGACCUAGCUUUAGAAAAUUUGUUACGUUUCUGGUAGAUAUAACAAUCUUCGGUGGCGGAAUUCCUAAUUUGAUAGUUGCAUCGCAGAAUCUGCAAUUGUUGGGGCUAAGAUUAUCAGAAAAUUCGUUUGAUUUAUCCUCUUGCUAUUGGAUUAUCAUCCUCGGUCUAAUAUUGUGCCCGUUGCUAUGGAUGGGAAGUCCUAAAGAUAUGAAAUUAAUAUGCACUAUAUCAGUAUGCAUGGUGACAGCAGUAUUCUUAUUAGUUUUGGGUUGCAUUUUAUUCGAUUUCGAUGGAAAACAGCCCAAAACUGAUCAAGCAACAAUGGAUGAAACAAUUUCAUUUAAACGUAUCAUCGCAGCGUAUGGGAUUUUAGCUUUUCAAUUCGAUAUUCAUCCAUCGAUUCUCACGAUACAACUGGACAUGAAGAAUAAAUCGAAGAUUACUUCAGCAGUGAUUUUAGGAUUUGGAAUUUCAGUCGGAAUGUUUUCAUUGACUGUUAUUAGCUGCGCUUUUCGUUAUGGAAAUUCCACGCAAAGAAGUUUAUUAGGAACACUGCCUUCAUCAAUAUUCUUACAUGUUGCAGCGUUACUUGUGGCCAUUCAACUUUGUCUAACGUCGGCGGUAAGCAACAAUGCUUUGUAUCAACAUAUGGAAGAUUGUUUGGGAAUUGCUAGAGAUUUUAACCAUCGCCGUUGUUUGUUGAGGACUUCCCUAUGUUUGUUAGCAAUAUUUUUGGCGGAAGCAGUUCCUAGAUUGGACAUAGCCAUGUCUUUGAUUGGGGGAACAUUGGUGGGACCUCUGGUAUUCAUUAUACCUCCUCUAAUUUAUUUAAAGAUAACUGCAAUGAAGAGAGAUUUAAAAAAGGAUGUACAGCUGCAACAGAUGUAUCAAGCUACAAGAACGGAAUUGGCAAAGGAUAAAGAAUCUGAAGGAAAAACAGAAAGUCAAUCAAAAACCGAAUUAUUUUUAUGUAUUUUUAUUAUGUUAUUCGGAUUUGUCAGCACCUUCGGUACGAGUUAUAUAAAUAUAAUAAACACAAUCGAUUACGCAAGAUUCACUGAGCCUUGCUUAUAUAAUUUAACACUUAAUUAAUAUUGAUUCAGUUCUCGUUAA
Messenger RNA from Nicrophorus vespilloides, 1467 nucleotides. Its product is annotated as sodium-coupled neutral amino acid transporter 1-like. The record is from RefSeq and is a predicted model, not a curated record. The transcript is spliced from 6 exons. Bases 49 to 1446 code for a protein of 465 amino acids. NCBI's taxonomy places the organism in Eukaryota, Metazoa, Arthropoda, Insecta, Coleoptera, Silphidae.